CACGGCUCCUCGUCUCCAUCGCGAGUUCGUUCUCCAUCGUCCACCCGAGCGCCUGACGACGCCACUUUCCCCCCACGCCUGCCCGGAUCGAGCUCGCGAGGCCGCGUGACCCCUCCCGGAGGGGAUUUGGGGAGCUGAAGAACUUUGCUUGAUCAGGUUUGUAGUUGACAGUAGAGAGGAGACCAGAUGCAGGCAUCUAGAGCUAGGCUCUUCAAGGAGUAUAAGGAGGUGCAGCGAGAAAAGUCAGCUGAUCCAGACAUCCAGUUAAUAUGUGAUGAUUCAAACAUAUUCAAGUGGACUGCUCUUAUCAAGGGCCCUUCGGAGACACCUUUUGAAGGUGGUGUAUUUCAACUUGCAUUCUCUAUUCCUGAGCAAUAUCCUCUCCUGCCUCCACAAGUUCGCUUCUUGACCAAAAUUUUCCACCCGAACGUGCAUUUCAAGACAGGUGAAAUAUGCCUGGAUAUCUUGAAGAAUGCAUGGAGCCCAGCGUGGACGCUACAAUCUGUUUGUAGAGCCAUAAUUGCAUUGAUGGCUCAUCCUGAACCAGACAGUCCACUUAACUGUGACUCAGGCAACCUCCUACGGUCAGGCGACAUCAGAGGCUACCAAUCCAUGGCACGAAUGUAUACUAGGUUGGCUGCCAUGCCAAAGAAAGGUUAAUCCUGGGGUUCAAAAGGAAAUAUGCGCCAAGCAGAGGCUUGUCUGAUUCAUGUAUGCUCUGUUAAGUAUAACUCUCGCUGUCGCCGUGUAAUGUGGUUCCUGUUUUCUUACCUGACUCGUGAAGGGAAGUAAAUAUGCAUUGCAACGCUUGGUUUAUAUGAUGUAAUGCAAUGGAUACUAACUUGGUUCGGUACUUCUAAUGCACUGGCCGCUGUUCAAUUA
Messenger RNA from Oryza brachyantha (malo sina), 882 nucleotides. RefSeq names its product protein PEROXIN-4. Lineage: Eukaryota; Viridiplantae; Streptophyta; Magnoliopsida; Poales; Poaceae. The record is from RefSeq and is a predicted model, not a curated record. The transcript has 6 exons. Bases 187 to 660 code for a protein of 157 amino acids.